Gamsiella multidivaricata is the source of this 939-nucleotide messenger RNA. RefSeq lists its product as uncharacterized. Lineage: Eukaryota; Fungi; Mortierellomycota; Mortierellomycetes; Mortierellales; Mortierellaceae. The transcript is spliced from 4 exons. The record is from RefSeq and is a predicted model, not a curated record. The coding region runs from base 55 to 690 and encodes 211 amino acids.
ACACGCCAACAGCAGCACCGCCACCAUCACAAGGAAUAGCUCGAACGCAUUACAAUGAGCUUCGAGGGUCUCGACCGCCUGUUGGUUGGUUCCGUCCAGACCGCAUGUGCCAACCUGACCAACCACCUUAAUCAGUGUUUCGAAUCAGAUGUCCAUGCAAAGACAUUUUAUGAGUUCCUGCCAAGGCUCUGCCAAAUCCUCUUUGGCUCAAAGGAAUCACGGGGCUGGUUGCAUUUGCCACUGUCGAAGGCAGAAGAAGACCCGCUUUAUGAGCUGAUCCGUCCAAGAGGAGUCCUCAUGCGGUUUCUGCUGAGUCGUUAUACGGAUACCGGGUUCAUUUACGAGAUGGUGCCAGACUCUUUGCCGAAAAGGACGCAAGCAAAGCUGGAUCCGACCCAGUACCUUACCCUCCCGCCGAUCUAUCUUUCCCGCGUCAAUCUCGUAAAAGCGACAACGCCUAUUGGAGCUCAAAAGACCAUGGCCCAAAUCACCAAAGUCAAUCUCAAUUUUAAUAUGUUGGAGUACUUCUUAUUUUACUUUGCAUACGCUCUUACUCUGGACGAUGACGAUGUCAAUGGCCGUGGAAUGCGCAGGGUAAGAAUGGCGGGGAUUAUCGACGGCAUUUUCGGUUUGGUUGUUUUAAUAUGUUUCUUCAGACUAACUCUGCUGUGGUAUUAUGUUAUCUGGUAGACCGAUCCAAAACUGGCGUUCAGGAUUAAUGGUCCGAUUGCUGGUGCCGCUGCGCCAGGCACAGGACGGCCAUCAGACUGGGUAUCAGGAAGCUCACCAAAACCACUAGUCUCGCGCGUACUUGUCGAUGGCUCAUUUUUCAAUCUGUAUCACCAAUAUCUUCACUACUUUAUUCCAGCACCAGAGAGAACGAAGGACGGCACUGUCAUUACUCCAGAGACAAAUACGCCGCAAAAGCCGCUCAAUGUC